Glycine soja is the source of this 1707-nucleotide messenger RNA. RefSeq names its product transcription factor bHLH68-like. NCBI's taxonomy places the organism in Eukaryota, Viridiplantae, Streptophyta, Magnoliopsida, Fabales, Fabaceae. The transcript is spliced from 9 exons. Gene Ontology annotation, biological process: regulation of transcription by RNA polymerase II. Gene Ontology annotation, molecular function: RNA polymerase II cis-regulatory region sequence-specific DNA binding; protein dimerization activity; DNA-binding transcription factor activity, RNA polymerase II-specific. Gene Ontology annotation, cellular component: nucleus. Bases 312 to 1382 code for a protein of 356 amino acids. The record is from RefSeq and is a predicted model, not a curated record.
GAAAUAGAAAAGCAAAGGAAGAAAAGAAAAACAUGAAAGGAAGAAAGAAAAGAAAAGAAAAGCAAUAAAGAAAGGGAAAAAAGAAGAAGAGAGAAAACAAAGACAAAAGGUUCUCAAAACUCCAUGAUUAUUCAAAUUCUCUCAAAAACAGUACCAAGCAAUAGUCCCCUACUUAAUCAACCCACAGGAGUGGACCUCUCUCAAAGUCUCUACAAGACCCUGUUUAGGCUUGGGUUGGAACAACAUCAAAAAAAGAAAGGAGAGACUUUCUUUCUCUUUUGUAGAUCGAGAUCGUAGAAAUUAAGAAAGGCAUGAAUAGAGGUGUUUUGCAAAGCUCACCGGUGAAACAAAUGAUGGCCGGGAACCCUAACAAUUGGUGGAACAUCAACACCAUGCGCCCUCCUCCUCCUCCUCCACAAGCUUCUCCUCCUUUCUUCUCCACUCCUUCCAACUUUCUAACUCCUUAUUAUACCCCCACUUCUUCUCUUCCUCUUCCUUCUUGGCAUGACAACAAUCAAGAGCUACCUGAGUCAUGGAGCCAACUACUCAUGAGUGGGAUGGUGUCUGAAGAAGAGAAAGGGGGUAUGUGCCAGGUUCAGUCUAAGAAGUUGGAGAACUGGGAGCAACAAAUGCUAAGCCAGGCUCCAAGUGCUCCUAUUGUUGAUGUUAAGCAAGAAAGCUCGGUGAACAGCUAUGCGUAUGGGCAUGGAAACGAAGAGUUUCAACCAGCAAAGCCAACAUGGUCUCAAAUAGUGCCUGCUUCUUCCCCCAAAUCAUGUGUAACAAGUUUCAGCAGCAGCAUGUUGGAUUUCUCUAACAAUAACACCGAUGCGAGGCCUCCUCCACCAGAUCCAUCCUCAGAGUGUGAUAGCGCUGCAACUGGUGGGGCAUUCAAGAAAGCUAGGGUUCAACCGCCCACAACUCAAUCGACCUUCAAGGUUAGGAAGGAGAAAUUAGGUGACAGAAUUACCGCCCUUCAUCAACUCGUUUCCCCAUUCGGAAAGACUGACACGGCUUCUGUCUUAUUAGAAGCUAUUGGCUAUAUCAGAUUCCUUCAGAGUCAAAUUGAGGCCCUUAGCUUACCAUACUUGGGCAGUGGAUCAGGAAACAUGAGGCAGCAACAAUCCGUAAGAAAUAAUACCAACCCACCAUUUCUGGUUCAAGGAGAGAACAAUUGUAUAUUCCCUGAAGACCCCGGUCAGUUGCUGAAUGAAAACUGUUUGAAGAGGAAAGCAGCUAGUGAGCAGGAUUCUCAAGAAGAACAAAAGAAAGACCUGAGGAGUAGAGGGUUAUGCUUGGUUCCAGUGUCAUGCACGCUGCAAGUUGGAAGUGACAAUGGAGCUGACUAUUGGGCUCCUGCUUUUGGUGGGGGAUUUCGGUAGAUUGCUUAACUUACUAUUAAUAGGUUAUCAUAUGCAGCAUACAGAGAGAGAAAAUAUAUUCAUGGAGAUUGUAUAACAUCAUUAGCAGUCAAUCUGCUGCAAAACCUAAUUAAGGCUGAUUGCUCAUGAUGCUAUACGCAAUUCCUGAAUAAAAUGUAUGCUGCCAGUCAAGUUAUAUAUUUGCAAGCCCUUGUUAAGACUCCUUAAUUCACGGAAAUCAAGCUUUAGUUAUUUUCACUAGCUUAAUUAAUUAAGAGGUCGAUCGUACAAUGUUCGAUAAUUGUGUAUAUAUGCAAUAAUUGUAUGAUUAUUUUCAAUGCUACUA